Hydractinia symbiolongicarpus is the source of this 915-nucleotide messenger RNA. Its product is annotated as 40S ribosomal protein S6-like. The record is from RefSeq and is a predicted model, not a curated record. Gene Ontology annotation, cellular component: ribosome. The transcript has 3 exons. Bases 151 to 894 code for a protein of 247 amino acids. Gene Ontology annotation, biological process: translation. Gene Ontology annotation, molecular function: structural constituent of ribosome. NCBI's taxonomy places the organism in Eukaryota, Metazoa, Cnidaria, Hydrozoa, Anthoathecata, Hydractiniidae.
UCUUUAAUACUCAAAACACAUCUAGCUUGACCGUGAUUUAUGUUAGACUUGUUCGGCAAUAUUCGCAAACUUUCUUUUUUGCCAUCGGGUCGCUUGUUAUGGCUUCUUUUUAAAACCAAAAGGCUAUCCUAGAAUCGAAAGGCCUGGAAAAUGAAGUUGAACGUAUCUUACCCUGCAAAUGGCACCCAAAAACUCAUCGAAAUUGAUGAUGAGAUCAAACUUCGUUACUUCUACGAAAAACGUAUGGCUCAAGAAUGCUCAGCGGAAUGCCUUGGAGAUGAAUGGAAGGGUUAUGUUGUUCGGAUUGCUGGUGGAAAUGACAAGCAAGGAUUUCCAAUGAAACAGGGUGUUAUGACUAAUGGUCGUGUUAGACUGCUCCUUUCAAAAGGUCAUUCUUGCUACCGUCCAAGGCGAACUGGAGAACGCAAGAGGAAGUCAGUAAGAGGGUGCAUUGUUGAUAGCAACUUGAGCGUCUUAAAUUUAGUUGUUUUAAAAAAAGGCGAGAAUGAUAUACCCGGUUUGACGGAUCGUGUUGUUCCAAGGCGUUUGGGACCAAAGCGAGUUGGUAAAAUCAGAAAGCUUUUUAAUUUAACUAAGGAAGACGACGUGAGACAAUACAUCAUACGCCGACCAAUUGCUCCAAAGGAAGACAAGCCAGCACCAAAGAAGCCGAAAACCAAAGCUCCAAAGAUUCAAAGAUUGGUAACACCACAACGUUUACAAAGAAAAAGACGUGUGUUGGCUCUAAAGCGUGACCGUGUUAACACUGCCAAACAAGAAGCUGCUGUGUAUGCUAAGUUGUUGGCCAAGCGACACAAGGAAGCAAAGGAAAAGAGACAUCAAGAGCACAUGCGGAGAAGAAUGUCCAGCCUUAGAGAAAGUAAAAGUCAUUAGAAAUAUAUCUUAGACUUCAAA